This is a messenger RNA of Salvia miltiorrhiza (redroot sage), 2049 nucleotides long. RefSeq lists its product as uncharacterized. The record is from RefSeq and is a predicted model, not a curated record. Gene Ontology annotation, molecular function: zinc ion binding. Lineage: Eukaryota; Viridiplantae; Streptophyta; Magnoliopsida; Lamiales; Lamiaceae. The transcript is spliced from 4 exons. Bases 1 to 2049 code for a protein of 682 amino acids.
AUGGAGGUGAAUCCAGUGCACAAUUCGAAGUCAACGGGUUGGACUUCAUGGGAUGAGCCAAAUCCGUACCAGUACGAUCGCCCAACAACUGAUCGUUGUUGGGGUCCAGCUGAUGAUCAAUAUACGUAUGAGCCUCAGUUUGUGGAGGAUGCUGGUAAUGUAGAUGAAGAUUAUGUUCCAUCGUCUGAAGCCGAGACUGAUACAAGCGCCUCUGAAGACUUGUCGGAGCCAGAGAACGUGAGAAGGGCGGGGAUUGAAUAUGCAGAUUGGCAGAAUUUGCAGAUCGACGAGGAUGAUGACGAACAGGUUCCUGGAGCAGAUGAACUAACUAAUUGGUUAGUUCCGGUUAUCCCGUUGGACGCCGCAGCGGCACUUGGCAAGGAGUUUUCUGUCAGCAAAUCAGACAGCAGACGAGUCUACUUCAAAUGCAAGCAUUCAGAUAUGUGCCCCUUCAAGCUCCAUGCAUCGUCACAAGAUGGAGUCAUUUGGGGAGUGUAUAAGUUCACCAAUGAGCACUCAUGCGACGGUGAGCUAGGGCGCGUAGCGCGAAUAAAGGCCCCCGCAAAAGUCGUCGCAGCAUAUUUAGCACAGAAGAUACACGACGAUUGCGAGAUCUUGAAGCCGAAGGCCAUCCAGCUGGAGCUGCGACGUGAGUUUGGCGUACAGAUCAAGUACGAUGUUGCAUUGCGAGCCCGUAAUCGAGCCACUGAGAUGGUUUAUGGUCGACAUGAUCAGUCAUUCGAGAUGCUGCCCAAGUACUUAUACAUGUUGAGACAAUCCAAUCCCGGUUCGAGGGUGGAGUGGGAAGUUGACGAUGAUGGCCGAUUCAAACACUUAUUUGUUGCUCUUGCAGCUUCGGCUACCCCUUUCAUGUUCAGCUUACGGCCAGUGAUUGUCGUCGAUGGCACACACUUGAAGGGCAAGAAUAGGGGUAUUUUGUUUGUUGCAGUGACGAAGGACGGCAACGAGAGUUUGUUCCCACUCGCGUAUGGUGUUGGCCCGAAAGAAAACGAUGAAUCGUGGAGUUAUUUCAUGUCACGCAUUCGACGUGUUUAUGGCCAAGCCGAUCCACUUUUGAUUGUCUCUGAUCAGCAUAUCUCCAUUGCCAAUGCUAUCAGGAAUGAGUUACCAAAUGCAACCCACGACCUAUGCUACUACCAUUUGCAAAAUAACCUGAAGCAUUACGGUAAGGCAGUGGUCGAGGUGUAUCGACAAGCUGCAUUUGCGUACGAGAAGUCCGACUUCAAUAGGGCUAUGAACGCCCUGAAGGUUAUGAAGAGAGCCGCGUACGAUAAACUAAUGGGGAUUGGGCCGGAGAAGUGGGCUCGUUCGAUGUGUCCUAUGCCUGUGCGACGCUACAGUUUUAUGACAUCAAAUGCUGCUGAAGCUUUUAAUUCCAGAUUGUUGUGGGCAAGAAGACUUCAUAUAUGCUCGAUGUUAGAGGCAAUCAGAAUUGUUAUUGAGAAAUGGUUCAGCGAGCGACUAAGGGCUGCACAACAAAUCGAGCAAGGCUUGACUGUUGAGGCUGGUAAAAGGGUAGCUAUUGAAGUCCAAAAAAGUCGUCGAUACACUGCACAAAGGUUGAGUGGCAUGAAGUAUAAGGUGCAAACUGCUGACAGAAGCUUCAAGGUGGAUCUAGAGAAGAAAAAAUGCGAAUGUCGAGUAUUUCAGCUAGACCAACUGCCCUGUUCUCAUUCAAUCGCUGCAAUAAGUGAAGCCGGUGAUACGAUCGCAGAGUAUGUAGACUCGUACUACACGAAUGACUUUCUUAUCGAUACUUACUCUCGCGAAGUUAAUAAUCUCCCGCCGAGACGCCAGUGGUUGGUUCCCGAGCACAUCGCUGAGCAGGUUGUAUUACCUCUGAUUGUAAAAGGUCAAGCGGGGCGCCCAAAAGAAGGUAGACAUCGAGGUGGUGGUGAAGGCACCAGCACACAAGCCGAUGAGUCUUCUAGUAUCAGGCGUCGUAAACCAAAGAAGUGCAACAUCUGCCAUGAAGAAGGACACAGCAAGAGAACGUGCGCUGGCAGGGCGACUGAGCCCAGGGAGUAG